Messenger RNA from Pyricularia grisea, 312 nucleotides. RefSeq lists its product as uncharacterized. The record is from RefSeq and is a predicted model, not a curated record. The coding region runs from base 1 to 312 and encodes 103 amino acids. The transcript has a single exon. NCBI's taxonomy places the organism in Eukaryota, Fungi, Ascomycota, Sordariomycetes, Magnaporthales, Pyriculariaceae.
AUGAAGGUUGACCAAGAGAGAUUCUCCACGCGGCUCUUUAUGCUCGACACCUCUUUCCUCCAAGAUUGUAGCGAUACAGACAGCACAUCGACAGUCUCUGCGAUACCCCUUCCGGCGCACCUCGUCGAAAGACUCGAGAUCCCGCUGGGGCAGGUCCUGGACGACGUCGCAAUGGGCUCACAAAAGAACGCGACCUACGAACGGACUCUGGGGUGGGUCUUUACGGCCGCGGGUGCUCACUCGGGUUCCUGGACAGGGAAUUCUGGCUGUGCACCUAGUCUCUGGAUGACUGCAGCGGCUCGGAAAUGCUAA